UCUCAGAAAAUUGACAUCACGAACUUCAGCAGCAGCUGGAACGACGGGCUGGCUUUCUGCGCCGUGCUGCACACCUACCUGCCGGCUCACAUCCCCUACCAGGAGCUCGGCAGCCAGGACAAGAGGAGAAACUUCACCUUAGCCUUCCAGGCUGCAGAGAGCGUGGGCAUCAAAUGCACUUUGGACUUGAAUGAGAUGGCGCACACGGAGCGUCCCGACUGGCAGAGCGUCAUGACCUACGUCACCGCCAUCUACAAGUACUUUGAGACCUGAGACUCUACUGUCCUGCAGCACAAUCAGAGCCACGCCAGCCCUCCUGAGCUCCCAGCAACUGUAAUACCUCACCACCUACGCUCUCUUACACACACACACACACACACACACACACACACACACACACACACACACACACACACACACACACACACACACACACACACACACACACACACACACACACACACACACCAUGCUGCAUGUGGUCCUCAGUAUUAAGCGUCGAUCUCUCCUGCUGUUACAAUCCCUCUGACGAUGAGAUCCAGAAGCCGUGUCUAAAGGAGCAUCAAACACAAACUCAGUGCCUUUUUCUUUCUGCAGAUCAUAUUCCUACAACAGCUUUCCCGGGUGUUCGGGGGGGAUUCCUGCAAAACUGACUUUUCAGGGCACUCGAAUGAUUCCCCUAUUAGAUUGACUUAUAUUUUCACAUCUUCCAACGUGAGAGACAGCUUCCUUCUCCAUUCCUUCAUCCCACUUUUUGAAAAGCUUUCGUGCUCCAAAACUAGUUCAUAUCCAAGUUUUUGAUAAUGUUUAAAAGUGGCCGUGUGUCUACGUCCAACAAGAGAUGUGUGCUUUGAAUACUUCAGUUUCUAAUACUGGUUCAGAGCUAAUGCACUGCGGUGAAACACAUGGAUGCAUAUUCCGGAUGUGGUGUAUACAAGUACGAAAGCAGCUAAAACCCCAAAUAGGGAAGUCAGAAGAUGUGGUGUUUAUGUUCUCAUGUUCGAGGUAAAAGUGGAACAUCAUUGUGCGUGUUUAAGUAGCUUUUUUUUAAAAAGAUGCUCCCAG
Molecule: messenger RNA, 1065 nt
Organism: Notothenia coriiceps (black rockcod)
Lineage: Eukaryota; Metazoa; Chordata; Actinopteri; Perciformes; Nototheniidae
Product: cytospin-A-like
Exons: 3
Molecular function (GO): protein binding
Source: RefSeq, a predicted model, not a curated record